Molecule: messenger RNA, 2082 nt
Organism: Effrenium voratum
Lineage: Eukaryota; Dinophyceae; Suessiales; Symbiodiniaceae
Source: the annotation of a GenBank genome assembly
CUUGCACGGAACAUUGGCCCAUGGCGCUGCUUCAGCGCCAUGGCGCAAGAACUCUACGCCAAGGAUGUCGGUGGUACACGCCGCCGUCCAGGCGGACGUGGUCAAAGCAGCACCAUCGCAUCCGCAUGCCGCGGCCAAUGGUGGAUAGGUUUGACCUUUCACGCGUGCAGCCGCAGAAGGAGUGGUGGCGAGAAAGGCGAAUCGCCCCUGCCACGUUCUUCGGGUUCCCCGACGUGACGAAGGCCGGCCUACGAGGGGGCAGCAUGUACGUGGAGCAGAUGGACGCGGUGACGCUGGCGGUGCUCACUGACAAGUGUGUACAGGAGGACGUGUGGGAUCCAGAGGUUUGGAUGAAGUUUUGCUGGCGUGCCCAGCAGCUUUCUUCUCGAACUCAGGAGCCCGACCUGUGCUACAUCUUCCGAGCCUUUGCUCGUGCUGAUUGGUUCGAUCAGAACCUGCUAACGACUUACCUCGGGCGCCUCCAUCGCAGGCUGCCAAUGUUUCAGUUGCCUGAUGUGACGGUGCUGCUGGAGGCUUUCGCAAAUCCCCGCUUCAGGCAAGGCGAGUACCUGCAGAGGAGUCUCACCCACAUGGCGUUGCUGUUGCAGCAUCGUGAUGACGCGAGUGUCGAAGACCUGGCCAAAACCAGCAUGGCCCUCCGAGACUUGCUUCCUCAACCGGAGGAACUCGCGGUGGAGGUGAGGGCUGGGCUGCAGCUUCUGGCCGAGGCGCUCCUCCUCCGAGAGUUGUCGGACUUGAGCCCGACCCAGGCCAUCCAUGUGAUGCACUCCAUGGCCUCCUGGGGUUUGGUGAACUCUGAGCACGCGCAGAGCUCCAAUGCGCCAGCAGACCUCUGCUGGACCUUGGCGCGCGAGCUGAAGGGCAAGAUCCGAGAGGCUGGCAGGGCGAGCGCGGAGGAUCUGGCAGCGCUUGCCAUGGCAAUGAACCUGGGUGCCGUGCGGCAUGAGGAAGUGUGGCAGGAGCUUGCAAAGAAUCUGGAGCUGGAAAUGCAUCGACUGUCGGGGUCCGGAGUUGCGACCGCCGUCUAUGCCGCCUCACGCUUCGGUCACCGAAACGUGAAGUUCUAUGAGAAUGCUUUACGGCGACUGGGCGAAGAAGCCCCAAAGAUGUCGCCCCUGGAUUGUGCACGUGCAGCAGGUGGGUUCUUGCGGCCGGGCAUCGUGGCAGAGAAGGCCUUGAAGGGCGCCCUGGGGGACCAAAUCCUGCAUCUGGGCUUCGGCGCCUUUGAUACCGAGGCAUUGUCCUUGAUGCUGGAUGCUCUCAGCCGCGCCCGAGCUGGCGUCUGGGGCGUGGAAGCCAUGGCAGGUUCCGUCUUGGAGGAGAUCCACUCCCGGCUCUCUGACUUUGCAGCGGAGGAGCUGGCGUCCAUUUCCAGGAGCCUGGGCUACUUGCAGCCUGAAGUUUCAGAGGUGCUGAGAGAGAUCCUGGAUCGCACGGCACAGGCGGUGCAAGAGGAGGGGGUCUCACCACGUUGCCUGGCAAUGCUGUGUCAGGGCAUCGCAUUGCAGCCUCCGUCAGCGCUACCGGAUGCAAGCGAACGACUAGAAGCCUUACUCCCGCAGGUGCACGAAGCACUGAAGGCCAAGCCCACCGCCGUCUCAGCGGCGCAGAUCUUUUGGAGCUUGUCGCGCUGCUCUUGCCCGGCGAGAGACGAAGUGCUCCAGGCGGCUGAUGAGUGCCUGGCGGCCAGGGCGGUGGACUUGUCAGCUGACUUGCUCGUCAACUUGGCCGAAUCCAUGGCAGCCGUUGGCAGGACGGGCUGGCAGCCAUCGCGCAAACUCGUUGCGAGAGUGUCCAGCCUUCUGGACAUGAAGCGCUACGAUUUGCGCCCAGGCAAGCUGUGGCGUGCGGCAGUGGCUUUUCAAAGCCUGGAGGUGCCAGAGGAGUAUGUUCCUCAGCUGGAGCCUCGCGAUCGUCCAGAUCCAAAGACCAGGCAGAAAGAUGCGCCUGAGUGAAAGCCGAAGCUGGUGAAAGGUUUUUCAGCUGAGCUUGCACUUUGAGAACAUGUAUACGCACUUUGAAAGAUUCUAGGGCUGCGCCCGACACCAGUGCUGCGUAGCG